Messenger RNA from Tuber melanosporum (Perigord truffle), 1496 nucleotides. RefSeq lists its product as uncharacterized. The record is from RefSeq and is a predicted model, not a curated record. Gene Ontology annotation, molecular function: rRNA binding. Gene Ontology annotation, biological process: rRNA processing; ribosomal large subunit assembly. NCBI's taxonomy places the organism in Eukaryota, Fungi, Ascomycota, Pezizomycetes, Pezizales, Tuberaceae. The transcript has 4 exons. Gene Ontology annotation, cellular component: preribosome, large subunit precursor. Bases 1 to 1422 code for a protein of 473 amino acids.
AUGGGGACGGAUCUGGUCUUGGGGUUGAGCUCGUGCCCAAUUUUUCGCAACUUUAUCCUUUCCACGACCACCAACCGCCACCCACCUACUAUCAAACACAGAAUGGCUCGCCGUCGUACAAAGAAAAGAACUCAUAUCACGCCAGUAGAUCCCACCAAGAGUGCAACAGUUGGAGGUCAGCCUCUCAAUGCUUCCGCCUCGCGUACACCCAAGACGAUGGUCAUAAGGGUGGGUGCAAGUGAGGUCGGUCCGAGCAUUAGCGAACUGGUUCGGGACGUACGGGCAAUGAUGGAACCGUAUACCGCCUCACGUCUACGGGAGCGUAAGUCAAACAAGUUGAAGGACUACACCACGAUGGCUGGUCCCCUUGGCGUCACUCAACUUCUUCUCUUUUCCCGUAACGCUGGAUCGGGGUCUGCCACUCUACGAAUUGCGCGCUGUCCGCGGGGACCUACCAUUCAUUUCCGUGUGAAAAACUACUCGCUUUGCAGAGAUAUUAGGAAAAGCAUGAGGAACCCGAAGACUCCGGGGAAGGAGUUCGCUUCUCCACCUUUGUUGGUAAUGAAUAACUUUACUACUCCUCAACCACCGAACGCUGACGGAACGCCCGGGCGCCCACCCCCACACGAAGUACUGCUAACAAGCAUGUUCCAAUCACUUUUCCCGCCAAUCUCCGCCCAGCGGACACCCCUCUCUUCGAUCCGUCGUGUCCUCCUUCUUGACCGUCAGCUGAUGCCAUCAGAUUCUGGCGAUGCCCCAUCAGAAUAUGUCAUAGAAGCCCGACAUUACAUAAUUUCCACGAAGGCUGUCGGGCUAUCAAAGCCAAUCCGCCGCCUCGACGCUGCACAGAGAGCCGUUCGCCAACCCAAGACCUCCCGGAGGGGUGCGCUGCCGAACUUGGGUAAACUGGAGGAUAUUGCGGACUACAUGCUUGACCCCGGCGCCGCUGGAGGAUACACAUCGGAAAGCGAAGUUGAAGAGGAUGCAGAGGUUGAGGUUCUACAAUCCGCGUCUAGCAAGCAGGCUCCUAGAAAGAAACGCACUCCCAAGGGACCUGAAAAGCGCGUGGUAAAAUUAUCAGAGAUUGGGCCUAGGAUGAAGUUGGAGAUGGUCAAGAUCGAGGAGGGACUAGCGGAAGGCAAGGUUCUUUGGCACGCAUGGGAGAAGAAGACCAAAGCGGAGGAGCGGGAGCUGGAGAUUAGGCACAAGCAGAAGAAAGAAGAGAGAGAUAGGAGACGGAGGGAGCAGAUGGAAAAUGUCAAAAGGAAGAAGGCCGAAAAGGCUGCGGCGGGGGAGAAAAAAGGCGGGGGGGAUGGUGGUGGUGACGAGGAAAUGUGGGACGAUGAAUAUGAUGGCGAAGAGGAAAGUGAAGAGGGGAGCGGAGAUGAGGAGGGAGAGGAUGAAAAAAUGGGAGACGAAUGAAGGUUUUGUACAAUGGUCAAUCUUCUUCUAGGCGGGCUGUAAGAUAAUUAUAAAUCUGGAGUCAUUGCGAAAAG